Messenger RNA from Aspergillus caelatus, 1031 nucleotides. RefSeq lists its product as uncharacterized. Lineage: Eukaryota; Fungi; Ascomycota; Eurotiomycetes; Eurotiales; Aspergillaceae. The transcript has a single exon. The record is from RefSeq and is a predicted model, not a curated record. The coding region runs from base 81 to 1031 and encodes 316 amino acids.
AGGCCACUCAACCAUCAACACCCACUCGGGAAGCCAGCCUGCGGACUGCCCCGUCUAACGCGUCGUCGGACACUUUAGUUAUGCCUCAGCCUGACGCUUUAGACUCCCACCGUGGCAAGCCGCUACCCUCUCUGCCCGCUGUUGCGCGCAACGCGAACACUUUGGCAAACAGAAGAGCUCAAAUAGCCGUUGGGAAACCUCCCAUAGAGGCAUCUAUGAUCUCUUCUCCUUGCCGUAUCAAUCCCGUCACGCUGGAGCCUCACACAACUCGCUUUGACGAAGCCAUGUUUAUCCCGGCCAAUGACUGUCCAAGUCCCAUUCCCAGCCCAGGUUCCAAUUCGCCUUCCAUAGAUAAGCCAACCCCAUUUGGUCGCGAUAGGCCGUCGACAUCCACAUCCGAAGUGGUUUGUGAGCAAUCAGUGUGGGAAUCAGACUCGGACACCGAAGACAUGGAUCCAAAGUCGCUGUCUAGGAAGCCUAUGGAUACAUUGAAAAAGGUUCGCAGUCGCGUGCACCUAAGGGUGGCCAAGUCAGCCCCCAAGUUACAGAACUCCAGCAACAGCCCCCAGGCUCUAGAAAAAUUCCCUACAACGCCUGAUCAGCCGCCAGAAGAUCGUCGCCCGCCGCCGGUGAAGUCAAUCGGGAAAUCUCGUUUCUCUCCCGAUAAGUUCCCAUCGGCACAGCAAACGUUACGUAUCGUAGCUCCAUCGAACACAUCCCUCGUGCCACCACGGACUCCUCGGUCCCGUCGUAACAGCAAGGAAGAGCGUCCAAACUUUGAUAUCGAUAGAUCGACAGCAGCCGCGAUGCAGGCCAAAUCCAGGCGUAAGCCACGGUCUAGUUCGCCCCAGUCGUCCCUAUCCAGUGAUGGUGAUAAGAUACGUACCUUGUGCCGUGAAGAGCGAUCGGACAAAGCCAUGCAAAGUUUGACCCCUUUACGACAACCUCUCUACAAACGUUUCUGGGAGUCGCUGCGUGUGCUCAGCUGCCAUGGGAAUAUGCCACCGCCUCGACCACGCAAGGCUAUGUAA